Messenger RNA from Vitrella brassicaformis, 279 nucleotides. The record is from the annotation of a GenBank genome assembly. NCBI's taxonomy places the organism in Eukaryota, Vitrellaceae.
ACCCAGCCACCCGCCACAUCGCAGCGCUCAAUGGUGCGCCAACCGUACCAAGAUCGGCCAGCCGAGACGCUCGAUCGACCACGCCACCGCAAGCCGUCAAAAAGGAAUCUGGAGGCCGACGGAGCUGACGGCUCAGAUGACGAUGAUGCAGCAGCCAUGGCAGCAGCGGCACACCAGCCAGCGCCGCAGCCCAAGAGCAAACCCAAGGGCAGACCGAAGGGCAGAGCGAGGGUGGCGGCCAGGCGGCGCCAGCAGCUGAAGGGGAUGAGCUAGAGGAGG